CCUCUCUUUAUUUUAUCAGAUGGAAACUUUAAACCCUUUAGAUAGCAAGAAAACCGUAAUAAAAAAGGAAAAAGUUGACUCUGUCUCUGCUACUGAAUGUGCUAACUGCGGUACAACAACAACACCUCUUUGGCGACGAGGUCCUAACGGUGAAACUAUCUGUAAUGCCUGUGGUCUCUAUCUUAAGGCUCGUAAUACACUCAGACCACCUACCCUUAAAAGAACAGUCAACAAAAAGACAAUACCCUCAUCAAAUACCAAAAAUGACUGCGGAGGAGGCACUUGUCCAGGUGGUGGUCAGUGUAAUGGCACAGGUGGCUCGACAUCGUGUGCUGGUUGUCCUGCUUUUAAUCAACAUCAAGUCAAUCGACAAGCCCUCAUCUGUGCCAACUGUCGAACGACAACCACACCUUUAUGGCGUAGGGAUGAACAAGGCAAUACAAUAUGUAAUGCGUGUGGUCUUUAUUAUAAAUUACAUAAUGUUCAUCGUCCUGUCAGUAUGAAGCGUAGUGUGAUCAAAAGA
Messenger RNA from Gilbertella persicaria, 523 nucleotides. RefSeq lists its product as uncharacterized. Gene Ontology annotation, biological process: negative regulation of transcription by RNA polymerase II; positive regulation of transcription by RNA polymerase II. Gene Ontology annotation, molecular function: RNA polymerase II cis-regulatory region sequence-specific DNA binding; zinc ion binding; DNA-binding transcription factor activity, RNA polymerase II-specific. The annotation marks the transcript as partial. The record is from RefSeq and is a predicted model, not a curated record. Lineage: Eukaryota; Fungi; Mucoromycota; Mucoromycetes; Mucorales; Choanephoraceae. The transcript has a single exon.